AUGUCAUAUUGCUUUGAUGAUGUUAAAGCCUGUGAUCAGAAAUGGGAUCCAAACGUUGAGCUGGUAUGGCCAGAGUCAGAGGCAUAUUCCUCACGGGUGAACAACUGCUCACAUGCAAAUUCAUCCCUAGCUGUAAUUCGAGCGAAGUUGAGUGCCGAACAAUUAGAACAAUUCAAGACAUCAUGCUUUGGCCAUCUUCUGAAUAUAGAUAAGAUUCAGUUUAGCGGGCAGAUUGUGCAUGGGGUUGUGUUGCGUAGAGUAGCGGGGCAGGGUGUGAAAGACUUGGAUGGACUGAGUUUCUUAAUAGGGUGCGACGUUGCUCAGUUCACUCGUCAGGAUUUCUGUUUGAUCUCAGGGCUUCGUUUUGGGGAAGUGCCUGAAGUUUCCAGUGGAGAAAGUGAUGAAAUUAGACUUCAGAAAAGAUAUUUUAUAGACGAAGGAAUUACAAGUAAUGCUUUAGAAGAAGCAUUUGUGAGGUGCACAGAGGAAGAUGACGUCUACAAGCUAGCUCUUGUUUACUUUGCUGAGUUAGUGGUUUUGGGAAGGGACAAACAUUUGAACAUCAAUCUAAAUUACCUGACCCUUGUAGAGGACUUGGAUGCGUUCAACAGGUUUCCAUGGGGUUCGGUGUCGUUUGACAAAACCCAAGACAGUCUGUUUUCUGCACCAACAAAGUAUGUGAAAAGCUUUGAAAAUGAAGAGGGAAGAGGGAAGGGGAAAUGUAAGGUAACCGGAACAAGCCGGAGAAAUGAGAAGGGCAAGAAGGAUAACCAUGGUGAAGUGCAAAGGGGUGGCUGGAGUUUUAAAGGUUUCACGUAUGCUUUCCAGAUUUGGGUAUAUGAAUUAAUUCCUAGAAUGGCGGACCUGAAUUACUGCAAGGUUGUUGAUCCGACAGCUCUCCCGCGUAUUUUGCGAUGGAGAACUACUACGUCUGUUCCCGAGAUGAGAAAGUUGAACAAUUAUUUUUUCCAGAGCAAAGAGUCAGUUCAGUUGCGGGCGCUAUGUCCAAGUGAAGAGGAAAUGAGACAACCAUAUUGGAGUUGGCCACAGGGUCGCCCUGCUGUUGUCUCGGCAGAGUCAAUUCCUUCUUCAUGUGCUGACCUUGAUGAGUUGAACAAGGCGGGAUAUGAGGAAGUGGAUGGCAUGCAAUGGGAUGAAGGGCCAAGUAAUAGAAAUGAAGGAGAGGAAAAUGAAGAGGAGGACAUUGAAGGGGGUGAAGGGCCAAAUAACAGAAAUGAGGGAGAGGACAAGGAAGAGGAGGGGAUUGAAAGGGGUGAAGGGGCAAGUAAGACAAAUGAGGGAGAGGAAAAGGAAGAGGAGGGGAUUGAAGGGGGUGAAGUGCCAAGUAAGAGAAAUGAGGGAAAGGAAAAGGAAGAGGAGGGGAUUGAAGGAGGUGAAGUGCAAAGAAAACCAAGGGAGGUAGAGGAAGCUCAAAGGAAAAGAAGUGAGGGAGAGCAAGUGAAAAUAAAAAGCAGCAAAGGAAAGGAAGCGCAAAGAAAGAGCAUUGAGGGAGAGGAAGAACUGCAAAGAAAAAGCAAGGAUGAUGAAGUUAUGUUGGUUGGCGAUGACAUUGGCGAGAGCACGGAGGGGACAAAGGUUGAGGUUACUCUCGGGGACAUUGAUUUGGAUCAACCUACAGCUGUGUUAUCUCAGUUGAACGUUUGGUUGAAUGAUGAAGGUCAAGGUGUGGAACGAGGGGUCCAAUUACGGAAGAGGAAGAGGAUUAUUCCUAUGUGGAAGAUCGUUGAAGCUAGUGAAGUGGUUCAAAAAAAUUUGCCAAAGACAACCGGACUUCGGACGUUAGACCCAAUGAAGGCGAUUCCGCAUGAUGAUAUGGUGAAAUUGCUGAAACUUUGUUCGGAAUGGCGCCAUAACCCAAAUUUGGUGAUGCAAUUUGGCAACGUGGAAGCUGAGAUUGAAUUCUUCGCUUCCCUCGUCAAAGCUGACGGUUGGCUGAAAGGAGAUCACAUUGAUUUGGGCUUGUAUCUCAUCCGGAAGCGACAACAACAGUUGGAGGAAGUAGAAAUAUCGGAUUGGACAACGACCGAUGUAUUUUUUAUGAAUCACAUCCAUACUUGCUUUGCGGAUAAUAAAAGGAAAAAAGAGCAAGUUGGGUGGAAAAUUAGAACCAGUUUAGUGAACGUUGUAAAUGGCAAGGUUCCGGCUUGUGGAUUGGAUUGGCAGAACACGUAUAAGGUGUAUGUACCUUGUAUGUUGCAAAAAUAUAAGCAUUGGGUGGCUCUAGAGAUUGAUCUGAUUCAGUGUGAAAUCAAAGUCUACGAUUCAAUGGUUUCACUCAUUCCAGAUCAGAGCUUAAAGGAAGAACUCGGCCCCCUGUCAAUUACGAUUCCAAAUCUUCUGCACACCCUCGACUUUUAUGAAGAAGGUGUUUACGCGAACGAGUGCACCCGAGAUUGGUGGUGUCCAUGGCCAAUACAUCGUGUGGAUGUUCCACAACAGGCUAAUCAAGGCGAUUGUGGUAUGUUCGUGUUGAAGUACAUUGAGCUGUUGAGUGCUGAGAUUUCCUUAGCUACUUGCACCUCGCAGAACAUGCCAUUUUUUCGGUUGAAGUUGGCUGCAGAAAUUGCACGGGGAGAUGCUUACAUGCCAUGA
Prunus armeniaca (apricot) is the source of this 2613-nucleotide messenger RNA. NCBI's taxonomy places the organism in Eukaryota, Viridiplantae, Streptophyta, Magnoliopsida, Rosales, Rosaceae. The record is from the annotation of a GenBank genome assembly.